Messenger RNA from Artibeus jamaicensis (Jamaican fruit-eating bat), 6926 nucleotides. RefSeq names its product cyclin T1 (gene CCNT1). The transcript is spliced from 9 exons. The record is from RefSeq and is a predicted model, not a curated record. Bases 84 to 2270 code for a protein of 728 amino acids. Gene Ontology annotation, biological process: regulation of transcription by RNA polymerase II; positive regulation of DNA-templated transcription, elongation. NCBI's taxonomy places the organism in Eukaryota, Metazoa, Chordata, Mammalia, Chiroptera, Phyllostomidae. Gene Ontology annotation, molecular function: cyclin-dependent protein serine/threonine kinase activator activity. Gene Ontology annotation, cellular component: cyclin/CDK positive transcription elongation factor complex; nucleus.
UCCGCACAGCGGAUGUGUGUCGCCGCUCAAGUGACGCUAGGAAGCGCUUGCAGCCUUCGCCGGUGCCUUCUGGUUGGAGCACUAUGGAGGGAGAGAGGAAGAGCAACAACAAACGGUGGUAUUUCACUCGAGAACAGCUGGAAAAUAGCCCAUCCCGUCGUUUUGGUCUGGACCCAGAUAAAGAACUUUCUUAUCGUCAGCAGGCGGCCAAUCUGCUACAGGACAUGGGGCAACGUCUUAACGUCUCACAGUUGACUAUCAACACUGCUAUAGUAUACAUGCAUCGAUUCUACAUGAUUCAGUCCUUUACACAGUUCCAUCGAAAUUCUGUGGCUCCAGCGGCCUUAUUUCUAGCAGCUAAAGUAGAGGAGCAGCCCAAAAAAUUGGAACACGUCAUCAAGGUAGCACAUGCUUGUCUCCAUCCGCAGGAAUCACUUCCCGAUACUAGGAGUGAGGCUUACCUGCAACAAGUUCAAGAUCUGGUGAUAUUAGAAAGCAUAAUUCUGCAGACUUUAGGCUUUGAACUAACAAUUGAUCACCCACAUACACAUGUGGUAAAGUGCACCCAACUUGUUCGAGCAAGCAAGGACUUGGCACAGACUUCUUACUUCAUGGCAACCAACAGCCUGCAUUUGACCACAUUUAGCCUGCAGUACACACCUCCUGUGGUGGCCUGUGUCUGCAUUCAUCUGGCUUGCAAGUGGUCCAACUGGGAGAUCCCAGUCUCAACUGAUGGGAAGCACUGGUGGGAGUAUGUUGACGCCACUGUGACCUUGGAACUUUUAGAUGAACUGACACAUGAAUUUCUGCAGAUUCUGGAGAAAACGCCCAACAGGCUCAAACGAAUUCGGAAUUGGAGGGCGUGCGAAGCUGCCAAGAAAACAAAAGCAGAUGACCGAGGAGCAGAUGCAAACACAUCGGAGCAGACAAUCCUCAAUAUGAUUUCCCAAAGCUCUUCAGACAAAACUAUUGCAGGUUUAAUGAGCAUGUCAACAACUUCUACCACAAGUGCAGUGCCUUCCGUUCCAGCCACUGAAGAGUCAUCCAGCAACAUAAGCAGUGCGGAGAUGUUGCAGGGCAAGCGUUGGCUGUCCUCCCAACCUCCUUUUAAACUAGAGUCUGCCCAGGGUCAUCGGACUAGUGAGAAUGUAGCACUUAUAGGAGUUGAUCAUUCCUUGCAACAGGAUAGUUCGAAUGCAUUUAUUUCCCAGAAGCAGAAUAGUAAGAGUACGCCGUCAGCUAAAGUAUCACUGAAAGAAUACCGUGCAAAGCAUGCAGAAGAGUUGGCUGCCCAGAAGAGGCAACUGGAGAACAUGGAGGCCAAUGUGAAGUCACAGUAUGCAUAUGCUGCCCAGAAUCUCCUGUCUCAACAUGAUAGCCAUUCUUCAGUCAUUUUGAAAAUGCCCAUAGAGGGCUCAGAAAAUUCUGAGCGGCCUUUUCUGGAAAAGUCUGAGAAAACAGCCCUCAAAAUGAGAAUUCCAGUGGCAAGUGGGGAUAAAGCUGCCUCUUCAAAACCAGAGGAGAUAAAAAUGCGCAUUAAAGUCCAUGCUGCAACUGACAAGCACAAUUCUGUGGAUGACAGUAUCACAAAGAGCCGAGAGCACAAAGAAAAGCACAAGACUCACCCAUCUAAUCAUCAUCAUCAUCAUAAUCACCACUCACACAAGCACUCUCACUCACAGCUUCCAGCUGGUACUGGGAACAAACGGCCAGGUGAUCCAAAACAUAGUAGCCAGACAAGCUCCUUAGCACACAAAACCUAUAGCUUGUCUAGUUCUUUCUCCUCUUCCAGUUCUGCUCGUAAAAGGGGUCCCCCUGAAGAAACUGGAGGGGCCGUGUUUGAUCAUCCAGCCAAGAUUGCCAAAAGUACUAAAUCCUCUUCCAUAAAUUUCUCCUACCCUCCUCUUCCUACAAUGGCCCAGUUGCCAGGGCAUAGCUCAGACACAAGUGGCCUUCAUUAUUCACAGCCUAGCUGUAAAACUCGAGUUCCUCAUAUGAAACUGGAUAAAGGCCCCACUGGGGCUAAUGGUCACAACACAACCCAGACAAUAGACCAUCAAGAUACUGUGAAUAUGCUUCACUCCCUCCUCAUUGCCCAGGGUGUUCAGCCCACUCCACCCCCUCCAUUUGAAUUUGUUCAUUCUUAUGGUGAAUACCUGAAUCCACGGGCUAGUGGAGGAAUGUCCUCCAGAUCUGGCAAUACAGACAAACCCCGACCACCACCUCUACCUUCAGAACCUCCUCCACCACUUCCACCCCUUCCUAAGUAAUAAAGAAAAAGAAGAGGAGAAAAGAAACUUCUUUAAAAACAUACUUUUGUUUUUUUAACUACUGAUUCUGGACUAAGAAAAUUACUUCCCUAAUGAAACAUGUCUCCCUUCUUGGACUAGGGAAUAAAUUAAUAUUGAGACAUAGGUGGGAGGAUGGUAGAGGGCCUCGGUUAUUGUACCUGCUGCCUCUGAAAUUUAACUAUUUUAUGGUAUUAGAAAGCUGAGAAUGUGUUGAAGCUGUGAAAGAUUAAGAAUACUUUCUCUAUUCUUGGCCUCUCCACCUCCAACUUAGGUUGUUUAGAGUUGAUAUUCUCCCUCUUCUUGCCAGGACUAAAACAUGGAGGGUUUGUUAUGUCAAACAGUUGUGGAUCCUUUUGGUGUUCAGUGUGUCAGAAGAGAGGAAGUAUUUAAACAUCAACAUCUUUUAAGAGACUUUAAAAAAUAAUUUAAAGAAAGUAAGUUAUCUGUUUAGUUUUUUAUAUAAUUGGGGAAGGGAUAGGGAUUUUGUUGUGUGUAUGGGAUACACAGCAAUGAGUCCUAGGGGUGGGAUUGGAGGGCAGAGGGUGUGUAGGAGGGAUGGGAGGGUAGGCUUUUGGCCAUGAGUUCUGAGAUAGUCCCUGGCCACUUGAAGUGUUGAGACCUUUAAGUGUAUGUAAGUAUGGGUAUGUGUGGUUUUGAGUGUGUGUGUUUAAAUAUCAUGUUUUUUCUUUCCCUCCCUGUCCCUCAUCAUUUCUACUUCCCCAACAGUCUACUAGUGAGAAUACAGUGUGGCCUUUAGAACAUGAAGGAAGAAGCAUGUAUUCUUCUUGAUAUUUUCCCCUUUCUUUAUGUUGCAAUUGAGUGGUAGCCUUCUAAAUUCUAGUUUGGGCAAGUGUAGCCAAUGGCCUGAUUUUGGACUCCACUAGAAAACUUCCUUUUUAUCCUCUGUUUCUUUUGAUUCAGAAUAGAGGUGUGAUUGAGGAAGGUUUGUAGAGCAAGGCUAGUUUCUGCCGUACAGAAUUGGAUGUGUCUUUUUUCAAGUUGGGCCUUGGGGAAGUGUUCAAGUGAGAGCAGUCUCAGGGUCUCUGAUGGGAAGAGGUAUGUGCUAUACAUCAUAAUUGUGAAAGCCCAGACCAUGUGUGGGAAUAGUUCUGGGAGAAGCCAUGGAGCUAGAGGAUCCUGAAAACAAUGAAAUUGUGACUUGGAAUUUUGGGGACAAUGUAUUUUAUAUUAUAAAUGUGAGACUUGUUUUUUUUAUCUGUAUAGCUGAAGAGAAACAGCUGCACCCUCAGUUUUUGCAGCCUACAUAUCUUCAGAGAUUAGAGCUUGUGAAUUUGAUAGUACUGGUGCCAUGAGCCAUGAGAGUGAGCAGUCCUAGCCCACAUAUACUAUUAUGUCGGAUUGUCCAUUUUGGGUGGCUUUAGCUGAUAGGCAGAGGUUCUUCAAAUUUCUAAGAAUCCUUUUAAAAAAUGGAUCAGGUGUCUUUUCUUAUGGGUGCUUGAUUAUCCCAGAUUUUAGGAGUGAAUAUUUUUGUUGAGAACAGAAAUUUUUUAAGGGGCUAGAAGAAUUCUUACAAACCAAUUUACCUAACUGAGAACGCCACCUAGCCACAGAUCAUUUGAUAUGAUAUUCUUUGGUCUUCAUGGCAAUUUUUGCUGUGGAAGUAUGAUGCAGUUCGAAUGUAUCUUUUUAAUGCUGUUCACUUCACACCAAAUAUUCUUUCUGGACAAAUUGAAAUUUUUAUUGGAAGUCAUAGGGAAAUGGGAGUUGUACGUGUGCUGCUGCUUGUCAGGAACAGUUUGGGGAGAACACUGAAGCAAUUGGAAUUAAUGAUGCACUGGCCUCACACGGGAAGGAAUUAGUGUAGUAAACCUAAUCAGAGGUGAAUUAGUGUCCAUCAUCUUUGCAUAUUUGAACUGUCUUGAGUGCCUGCCAUUGCUGUAUAAAAUGAGCUCUCUGCCAACCUGUAAACUAGUAUAAUUUUUACUUGGAAUGUCACUUUCACUUUUAUAGAUGACAUUUUCUUCUUUCUCCCUGAUAGUUUGUCUUGUGCUAAUCAGUAGAUGUGUGAUAUUUUACUAAAUAUAGGCUUCCUAUUUCUUUAGAUUUUGUUUAGUGGAGUCUGCCUUCCUUCCUGACCUUCCCAGAAGGUUAUUUAGUUUGCAUCUGUAUUUUUGUAGAAUUGAUCACUGAUUUGAUUAUGAAAAUGUCUUUUCAGCUUUUGAUUUUUCUCAUCAAGUGUCGCGUAUUUUCUAGUUACACGCACUCCCUCACCACAGAGACAUACGCAUCUGCUUGGCUUCUUUAGCGGUGCUCUAUGGCAGUGUAGUUAGUUCCUUAGAACUUUGUCAGGAGUGGACUAGAAAAAUGUGCUUACUGGAGCCUAGAGCCUAAGAGCUGCUUUAUGUUGUGUAGUCUGGCCUAUGCACACUAGAUCACAGCUGGUAUAGAUCAGUUAAGAGACUUUUCUAUAUUAAUGCCUCCUGAUACUGUCUUAAGAUACCUACCAUGUCUGCUUUUAGAUCUGUGUAUAGGUUCUGAACUACCUUAUGGGCUCUGCAUGAAGCUGUUGCAUUGUCACUGGGGAGCAGUUGUGCCUGUCAGCUAGCAUGUAUAUUGUCCAAAUUCGCACAAACUUAGUUGAAGGGGUGUGCAGUUUCUAAACUGUGUCUUCUCUAUCCUCAUACCUUCAAAGGGUGAGAAAUGGGGUUUAUGAAUCCAAAGUUAGCCUAGUAAACUUGGUGUUUUCCCCUCCUCUUUUUAACCUGAACUAUUGAGGAUAAGUAGUGAUAAGUGGGCCUGAAGCCUCAAGUUCUGGAAAUCUGAUUGUAAACUGUGUUUGAAUCUCAUGUUGGCAGAAACAUACCUGUGGACUGUCCUUAGGGCUUUUAAUCAAUACCUGUGUUGCUCUUAGCUGAACUCUAAUGAAGCAUUAAUCUAAAGCUGAAUUGGUCUUCUGAAGUAUCAGUUUUGCUUUUUGGGUUUAGAAAAUACAUAGGAAUUAGUUUAGUCUUUCCACUUAUGAAUCAUUGUGUUUCCAUAUCUGAGGCCCUCAGCUUCUUUUUUUUUCUUUUUAAUGAUUUUAGUGUUUUUGAUUUAAUAUAUUCUUUUCUUAGUUCUGUAGUAUUGGCUUCACCUGUGCUGAUAGAAAAUUUUAAAUUCUCCAGUUGGAAACUGCAGUGGAUUAGGAUACAGAGAUAAAAUCAUGGUAACAUUAGUGCUGGAUUUCUUUAAGCCUCUGCUACCUAAAUUCCCCUCAUAUCUUGCUUCUUGGACAAAGGCAAUUAGAGGGGGUCUUAUCCCAGUAUGGUGGGAUUUUAAACAUAUCUGUGUUUCCCACAGAAACAUGAGAACUGUGGGAACUUGGGAAAUUAUUGCUUUUUUUAACACAGUUCUUUUGUUGAUGAGUUAUUUUGAUAACUAAUACUAGGAAAUUCCUAGUAUUAGUUAUCAAAAGAACUCAUCAAAUUCCUAGUAUUAAUACUAGGAAAUUUUCCUAGUAUUAAUACUAGGAAAAGGGAGAUUUGAGAAUACCUUGAAGUUGGAAUACAACUUCAAAAUAUUCUUGGGUUUGGGAGAAUUGAAGCAGUCUAUGCAACCCUUUACGGGGUGAGAAAUAAGCCCUCUGCAAUCCCAUUAGGCCUUCAUUGACUUUGAUACCUCCCCAAAUUUCUUGUCUUGCUGCUUGUUAACACCUAGCUUUUAACGGAAUAUUUGCUCCUGAUGGGUUAAACGUUCAUGUGGUAUCACUCUGUCAAGUUUUAUUUUAUCUUAUCCCUCUGGAUGUGAGUUUGAAACAAACAUGGUACUGUAAUCUUACUGAUAGAAUGGUUUAGAAUGAGAAUUAUUUUUUAGUGGGAGACCCUUCCAUUUUAAUGUUUCUAAAGAUUUUAAUAUGAACUUGGCAUUGGAAAAGGGAGGAAAAGAAAAAGAAUGUUUACUAUAAAGCAGUGUCUACUCUUUCCCUUUGAGUGUGUAUUCAUGGUUGAAUGAAAAGAGAAAGACUCUUGGGUUUUCUGUUGUCGUGUUAAGUGUGGAGAGGGAUGCUUGACAGCAUGCUAAUUGAAGCCAGAGCAAGUGUGUAUCCAUCAGAUUAUCAGGAAGUGUUCACAGGAAAGCUGAGGAUCUGAUUAGUGGUUGAUCACAAGGUGGAGGUGCUGGCUGGGUUAAGCACCCAAAGAAAAGAAUGCAGCAGCUUAACUUGAUGUUAACCUAGGUUUCUGGAUUUGAAACUGACCUUUUCCCCACCUUACUCCACACACCUAAAAUUGUCCGUUUCUUAUCAGACCAAAGAGCAAAAGAAGGAAGAGAAAAAAAGCAAAACACUUUACCAGUCUGUCACUCAGGUGCAAUUUUGUGGUGAUAUUUUUGUCUGUUUUCUUUGUAUUGCUCUUGAGUCUUUUCUCAGCACAGUACUCUGCUGUGGCCUCUGUCCUCCUUGGGGCAUCUCAGUUCUGAAUGCUACCCCUGGUAUAUCUACUGCUGUUAUGUGAAUGGUAGGAUGUAAGUGACCAUUACAGUAAGGGCUCUUUGUAAAAAAUUUAAAAAUUUUUUUAAAUUAAAAAAAGAAUGUUGUAUACAUUUUAUAGUCUGGCUAUCAGUUUGAUAUAUUGCUGUCAAGUAUGUUUCUCAAUCUGUAUUUAUCCACCCAUCAAUAAAUGUUCAUUACAAAACUUA